Molecule: messenger RNA, 3655 nt
Organism: Verruconis gallopava
Lineage: Eukaryota; Fungi; Ascomycota; Dothideomycetes; Venturiales; Sympoventuriaceae
Product: leucine-tRNA ligase
Exons: 13
Coding region: 155-3505 (1116 amino acids)
Biological process (GO): leucyl-tRNA aminoacylation
Molecular function (GO): aminoacyl-tRNA deacylase activity; leucine-tRNA ligase activity; ATP binding
Source: RefSeq, a predicted model, not a curated record
GGGCAUAGCGUAUAUCGAAUUUCGAUACUGUCAUUGUCUGACUCCGCCUAAAAGAUCAGAGUGUCAAAGGAAUUACUCACAUAUAGCUGCCUCCGAUCCAUUUCCAAACCCUUUACUUCGACUUCUUCUUUGAAUAGAGCAGAAAGUAGAAGUCAUGGCGCCAAAUGAGCCGGUACCCGAUAGUACACUGAAAAUCGAAAACACAGAAAAGCGAGACACGCUUGUUGAGAUCGAAAAGAAGUAUCAAAAAAAAUGGCAGGAUGAUCGCGUCUUCGAGGCUGAUGCUCCUACAUUUGAUGAGUUUCCUAUUGACAUCACUAACCAUGAGUUACACUCCAAAGUUCCAAAAUUCUUUGGCACGAUGGCUUAUCCGUAUACUAACGGUCUGCCUCACUUGGGCCAUGGCUAUACCAUGUCGAAAAUCGAAUUCCAAGCACGAGCAAGCCGUCACUUAGGCAAGCGGACUCUGUUUCCUCAGGGCUUUCACGUGACUGGAAUGCCUAUCAAAGCAGCUGCGGACAAAAUCAAAAACGAGGUUGCUAUGUUUGGUAAGAACUUUGAGAAUGCACCCAAGGAGGACGACGAAGCGGAUGACACUCCCGUACCUGCGCCGACGCAGAAUGUACCAAAGACGGACGUGACUAAGUUCAAGAACACCAAGCGUGGGAAGGCUGCGCUCAAGGGAGCAGGUGCACGCUACCAGUUUCAAACCAUGUUGUCCAUGGGUGUCCCUAUCGAUGAAAUCCAUAAAUUUGCUGAUAGCGUAGAAUGGGUUAAACAUUUCCCACAACUUUGGAGAAGAGAUAUGACUGCUCUUGGCUGUUCCAUAGACUGGCGCCGUCAAUUUUGCACCACGGAUCUAAACCCAUACUACAACUCCUUUGUUGAAUGGCAAAUGCGCAAGCUGAAAGCCUCAAAUCUCAUUCAAUUCGGCAAGCGCUACACCGUGUACUCGCCUAAGGACGGUCAAGCUUGCUUAGAUCAUGAUCGAUCUCAAGGUGAGGGUGUCAAUCCUCAGGAAUAUCUUGCUUUGAAGUGCCAAGUCGCAGAGUGGUCCGAGACCGCAAAGGCAGUAGUUGAAGACAAGCUACCGCAAGAUGCUAAGGUCUAUCUUGUCGCCGCCACUCUUCGACCAGAAACAAUGUAUGGGCAGUCUAAUCUUUUCGUCAGUCCGCAAAUCACGUAUGGCAUUUUCAAGGGGAAGAACGAGGAAUAUUACCUGAUCACCAAGCGAGCGGCUAGGAACAUGGCAUACCAAUCGAUCUUUGAAAAUUUCGGUGAGGUGAAAGAAGUCUUCGCAAUAUCUGGGAAGGAUGUAAUUGGCACGCAAGUCCAUGCACCCCUCAGCCAUCUCGGAAAAGUGUAUGUCGUUCCCAUGGAUACCAUUAAGGAGAAUAAGGGAACCGGUGUCGUGACAAGUGUCCCCUCAGACUCCCCCGACGACUUCGUUAUGAACAGAGAUCUGGCGAAAAAGCCGGACUUUUACGGCAUUCAACAGCACUGGGUUCCCACGGAGCAUUUACCCAUUAUUGAAAGCCCAACACACGGCAAUCUCAUUGCUAAAUCAGUCGUUGAAAAGGCUAAAAUAGCCUCGCCAAAGGACACUGCCGCGCUUGCUCUUGCCAAAGAAGAAGCAUACAAGGAAGGCUUCUACAAGGGCAAAAUGCUUGUCGGUGAGUGUGCCGGCAAACCAGUACAAGAAGCGAAAGAAAUCAUUCGCAAGCAACUGAUUGAUUCUGGUGACGGAUUCCCAUACUCAGAGCCUGAUGGACUGGUGAUUAGUCGAAGUGGCGAUGAGUGUGUUAGUGCGCUGCUGGAUCAGUGGUUCCUUGCCUACGGCGAUGCUUGUCCACAAUGGAGAGAAAAAGUGAUUGGCCAUGUUAAAAACGAAGACGGGGAGGGCUUCAAUGCCUACAGUUCAGAAACUGCGAACAGCAUUGAGCGUACAUUGGGCUGGAUGAAUCAAUGGGCGGUGACGAGACAAUUUGGUCUAGGCACCAAGCUUCCAUGGGACAAAUCCCAGCUUGUCGAAUCGCUUUCAGACAGCACUAUCUACAUGUCCUACUACACCAUAGCUCACUAUCUCCACUCUGACAUCUUUGGGUCGAAGCCAGGUCUGGCAAAUAUCCCACCGUCGAGUAUGUCGGAUGAGUUUUGGGAUUACGUUUUCGAUCUUAGUGAUAAGGCUCCCGAGAAUAUACCAAAGCAGAGCUUGGAUGAGAUGCGUCGGUCGUUUAAGUUCUGGUAUCCACUCGAUGUGCGGAUUUCAGGAAAAGACUUGCUAAAUAACCAUCUCAUCUUCAUGCUCUACAUACAUCAGGCUAUUUGGGGUGAGAAGCCCGAGUAUCUACCUCGAGGCAUAAGAGCCAACGGUCACGCGCUUAUGAAUGGCGAAAAGAUGUCCAAAUCUACUGGAAAUUUCCUCACGCUGGAAAAGGCCAUCGAGAAAUAUGGUGCCGAUGCAACACGUCUCGCGUUCGCAGAUGCAGGUGAUGGAGUUGAGGAUGCUAACUUUGAAGAGGUCACCGCAAACGCCGCAAUAUUAAAGCUUUACGAGCUUCGAGCAUGGAUGAAGCAGGUUACGAACGACGCUCGCAUUCUUAAGGAAGGGGAAUCUUUUGAGAGUGUAAAGGCCUCAGAGAAGAUACAUCAAACCGAUGUUAUCCAGCGUGAUGGUGAGAAGAAUUUCCACGACAAGAUUUUCGAGAACGAGCUCAAUAUCCUCUAUGCAGAGUCAGUCAAGCAAUUCUCCCUUACAAACUACAAAGCUGCUCUCAAAUCUGGUUUCUGGGAUUUCACUGGCGCGCGUGAUGCAUAUCGUGUUGCGACUGGGGCAACAGGUGGUAUGCACCGUUCAUGCAUUCUGCGCUAUAUCGAGAUGCAAACCCUUCUCCUUGCGGCCAUAACGCCACACUUUUCGGAAUAUAUUUGGUUGGAGGUGCUCGGAAAGAAAGAGACCAUUACGUUUGCAAGAUACGAAACAGUACCAGCGCCGGAUGAGAGUCUGACUGCAGCUAUGCUAUAUUCUAGAAUGGUGCAGGGUAACAUUGGAAGCACCGAAGGUGCCAUGCUGAAGAAACUGGGCAAGGGCAAAGGUGUUCAAUAUGAUCCUAAGUCUGAUAAAAAGCUGACGCUUUAUAUUGCGUCCUCCUAUCCCAAGUGGCAGGACGAGUUGAUCGCUCUUGUCACAGAGAGCCUUGAUGGACUAACAUUAGAUGUGAAGAAAAUCAUGCCGAAGAUCGACAAGAAGAACAAAAAGGCCAUGCCGUUCAUAAUGUCUCUUAAGCAGUCGAUUGAGAAAAGCGGGUCCACUGAAGUCCUAGACCGCAAGCUCGCCUUUAACGAGGUUGACGUCUUAAAGCAUAUCCUUCCCUCACUGAAGGCAACUGUGUACAAAUGCAAGGAGAUUGAGAUUGUAGAGAUAGAUCCAAAUGCUUCUGAAUUGCCUCCAGCAGCACAGUCAGCCGUGCCGGGAAAUCCUGGUAUUGACUUCGCGAAUGUUUAAAGCAAUGGAACUGCUUCAUUAGAAGACAAUUGAUGCGAUGCAUGAAUCUGAUAGAAAACUGUCAAAAACGAUGCCUUGGACUCUCAGAAAAACUAGAACCAUUACUGGAUAUUUAGAUCAGGUCAUAAAAUUAAACAAAUUUUUUUUCAA